Cryptomeria japonica (Japanese cedar) is the source of this 1403-nucleotide messenger RNA. RefSeq lists its product as uncharacterized. The coding region runs from base 150 to 782 and encodes 210 amino acids. The record is from RefSeq and is a predicted model, not a curated record. The transcript is spliced from 5 exons. Lineage: Eukaryota; Viridiplantae; Streptophyta; Pinopsida; Cupressales; Cupressaceae.
CAUUCCUUCAUUUAAAAAAAACUUCCAUACCAAAGUAGAUUAACUCUUCCCACCUAGUGUUCAUGAAUAAACUGCGAUCUUUAGUGGUACAGCUCUCCUCUACUUUAGAGAGGCAUCGGCUGAUCUCUGUGUGUUUGUAUUGUGCCUGAAUGCUAGAUAAUUGGUAUUUAAGCAACUCUAUAAUGUUUUCUGUUUUAUUCGCUUGUUGCGGUUUACUGGCGUGCCUUGAUGGAUGCGCUUCUCACGCUAUUGUGCUUCCCCAUAAUUCAGAUAGAUCAAGAGCAAAUAUACUAAAUGUUGGGGAAGAGCUGACUCGGGAAGUUCUCCCAUUUCACAUGGGUCAGUCCCUAUAUGAAUUACACGGUAUUAAACCAUUAAGGUGGUAUGAAGUGAAGAUUUCUUAUCCAGCCUCUAUACCAGCCAGAUUUUCUAUUGCAAUUGUACAAGAUGAUUCUGCCAAGAUUUUCAAUCUGGGAAGAAGAUUGCUAAACACAGAAAAACUAAUAUUCAAGGCAGACAAUAUUGUUCCGGAAGUUUCCGGAUAUGAUAGAGUUUUUGCAUUCGUUUCAGUAGAGCCUGCAGGUGUUGUUGCAAAAUCUCAUCUUAGAGAGCAACAAUUUGUAAUAUUUAACAUUGUUUGUGAUGAACCACUCUUUGGAAUUCCAAAUCAAGCAUGGUGGGUGGGCUUUCUUGUAGUCUUUGGUGUUGUCAUCAUUUGUUCUAUACCAAAUUUUCUACCCACUGUGUGGCUUCCAGGGAAAAGUAACAAGCGACGUAAGUAGCAAAUCUUCUAGGUUUUUUUCUGUUCAGGUUGAAUGGAGCCUAUGAAGAUUAUUGGAAUUAGCAGUUAAUGUGCGUAAACGUGCUCACAUUUUGAUGCCUACUUCGAUAGCAUCAAUUCUUUGUGGGCAACCUUGGUGUAGCGCAAGGGAUGAAAUAUUUCCAGUCUGAAAGUUUAUUUUCAGAGGUUGAUAAAAAAAGUUGCCGAAGAAAGAAUAGGAUCUUCAUAGUGAAAUAUUUAAAUAACAUUUCUUUUGGACUUUUUUUUAGUGGACACCAUUGUAACAGAGAGAGUCAGAGUUGUUUUACGUCUGAAAGUUAAUUUCAGAGCUUGAUAAAAAAAAUUGCUGAAGAAAGAAGAGGGUUCUUCACAGUGAAAUAUUGACAUAACUCCCGUUUUGAACUUUUUUGGAGUUGACACCAUUCUAACAGAGAGAAUCAGGGUUGUUUUAUUAGAGCAAGUCGUUGUUUUAAUGCAAGCAGGCAAUUCUCAAUCAGGUUCUUGUAGUUUUCAGAGUCCUUGAAAUUAAAAAUUUGUUUCUCCUGUUUUAAACUUUCAAAGCUGUUAUAAUAAAGCUAAAGGUGCAGGCAUGAAUGGGAAUAUAUGACAUCAGUUGUAGUGA